Linderina pennispora is the source of this 2313-nucleotide messenger RNA. RefSeq lists its product as uncharacterized. Gene Ontology annotation, cellular component: nucleus. The transcript is spliced from 2 exons. Lineage: Eukaryota; Fungi; Kickxellomycota; Kickxellomycetes; Kickxellales; Kickxellaceae. Gene Ontology annotation, biological process: positive regulation of transcription from RNA polymerase II promoter by galactose. The record is from RefSeq and is a predicted model, not a curated record. Bases 1 to 2313 code for a protein of 770 amino acids. Gene Ontology annotation, molecular function: zinc ion binding; DNA-binding transcription factor activity, RNA polymerase II-specific; RNA polymerase II cis-regulatory region sequence-specific DNA binding.
AUGCAUGGAAAGAAAGCACUGGUAGAACGGAAAAUACCGCUGCUCCGAUCUUGCGAGCGGUGUCGGCGUCGCAAGCAGCGGUGCGAUGGCGAGCAGCCCGUAUGCGGGCGAUGUGCUGCCCACAACGCUGAAUGCAAGUAUCGGCAGUCCGGGCGGUUCCGCAAGCGGUUCCCACAAGCCGCUGCCGCCGCCAAUACAGCUGACACACCGGGGGGCGCGGUCUCUCCGCAGCAGUCCUCAGACGGAUCACCUGGGCUGUCCUCACUGGACGGCAGCCCACUGGCUAAACGAGCCCGUCCGCUGAUGGACCAAACACCGAUGCUGUUCAGCGUGCCGGCGCUGACGCCAUCCACCAUGAGCAGCGUGUCGCCAGACUCGGGGAUUCUGCUGACACCCGGCGUCGGGGAAGAUCAGCCGGCUGGCCCGUCGAUCGACCCGGUGGAAAUUCUGAAGACGUGUGAUCUGCCAGACUUCUCGCAGACCAUCCCCGAGUCGACACUGAAGCAGAUGUUUGCGCUCAUCGGGCAUGCAAACUGCGAGCCAAUGCUGCCACCAAACCUCGAUCUGCUGGACCCAAAGAACAUGGCUGCCAACUGCACUAAUCCGUAUGGGAUCCCAGAUAGCCGGUACUUGAGCCCGUCGAUUCCUGACUCUGGACACUACUGCAGAUCCGCACACGGCAAUUCUGGACUACGCUGGAGCAAGGCAAUAUCAGCGACUUUGUGCUGUUUCGCGCACCUGGCUAUUGCAGCGCAUGAGGCACAGCUCUCAAGCCGGCCGGACCUGCAGGGAGUUAGUCCGUCGCUUGAGCCGGUGUGCUAUGAGAAGGCGCUGCAGGAGUUUGACGGCGGCCGUGUUGUGCCGACAGUCGGGUCCUCGUACGCAAUGCUGCUGCUCAGUGAAUACGGCUACCAGUCGGGCAGGUACCCGACAAUGCUGGAGAUGGCAGAGAAUGCUUUGGCCCUGGUCAAGCGCAUUGUGCUCAGGGGCACCAUGUAUCCGUGGCGCGGUGCACAGCAGGGGAGCUGCGAUGUCGAGUACGAGUAUGUGAUCUCGUGCUUCUGGAGCGUCUGGAUGAGAACAUUUACUGCGGCACAGGCGCUGACUAAGCGGUUCAGGCACACAAACUUGCUACAAAUGCCCGAUUAUCCAAGGCACGACCUUUGCCACUACGCAGCCAAUUCCACUGCUACCAUCGGGCUGACGCCCGUCGACUGUGUCGAAUUCCCGCCGGCGUCGUGCGCGCACCAAUCUGGGUUCUCGUACGCAGCCACCACCUGGCAGUGUGGAGUGCUGAGCACGCAUAUGCACAACCUGUACAUUGACUUGCUGGAGAAAAGGGGCUCUGCCGACCAGUACUUUGAGGCGCUGAAGGCCUGGGACAAGCGCGUGGCGGCUUUCCGUGCCAGUUGGCCACAGGAAUGGGAUGUGCAGAUGGAGAAAAUCCGCAACAUGGGCGCAGAAAUCAACAAAGUGAAAUUCCACGACCGCGUGCCGCUCGACGGCAACUACUCACAUCUCCGCAGGCGCCAGUACUCGCCGAGCCCGCUCCCGAAUGGACCCCCGGACGUGCGCAAUGUCGGAUACCACAUGUACUACCAGAAUUCGGUAGAUGCCGGGGACUCUUGGCUGCUGAUCCUCCACAUUAUAUACGAGUCGAUGCGUCUGCGCACACACCGCAUUGCCCUGGCGUUCCUGCACCGCGAAGAGAAUAGGUCCCUGCAUGGAAUAAUCGAAAGUGGAAUCCUGUCGGCAUCAGCACUGCCGCGGGUUCCCAAGGACCACAGGUACAUUUCCGAUGAUCCAAUGCACGAUGCCUUGGUGUUCCACCAGAGCCGGUAUGUGUGCCUCGACUCUGCCCGCAACCUGCAAGACAUUUUCACGCUCGGUAACAUGGUCGGCUUCCCACUCGACCGAAUCGGCAUCUGGAUGGUAUUCGCCAUGGAGUACGUGAUCUCGAUCCAGUCUUCCCGCCUCUCCUCCCAGGACGUUGACACAAAGAGGGACGCCUUGCGUAGACUUGCCCGCCUGCUGCGCCAGCUCCUCACGCUGAAGCACUGGUCUGGAGCCCUGCUCGUCUUCACAAGCGUGGUCAAGCUGUUCAUUGACCCAAAAAACACCAUCAAGGGAAUGACCGCCUAUGUCGAGAACUCGCCGUGGGAGAGCAACCACAUCCUGACUCUGCUGAUGAAGGACAUGGACAUGGGCCCGCGCGAGUUCUGCGCCUACACGCUGCCUGUGGUGUACGCAUCCAUGCACAUGUCGCCGCUGCCCACCAGCAUGCGGAUGCGGAUUGCCUCGCUCAUUUCGUGA